CCACGUUGGAGCAUCUAUCACCAGAGUAAGACGAAACUGCCUCACGCUACAUUGUUGAAUGGGCUCAGCAUGCAGGUACCCUGCUACGACAAGCUUUGAGCGGGAGGCACCAAGGUGCGCACACCAGAGCAUUCGAAAUAGCAGUGGUCACAUUCAAUGAUUAACAGUACGACACACUUGUCUCGCAGCAGAAAAUCUCCGGUUCCAGACUCCUUAGCGACAAGGAUUUCCUUCUCGAGAUGGACGGUCUCUUGCCAGGAAGAGGUGACCCAUUUUUUGCCAAGUUCACCUUCACACCCCCAGAUUUCAGUGACGACGAGGCAGGUUGCUUUUCAGCCACUAUUGAUCUGGAAUUGGGUCUCACCUUGAACGGCUGCUGCCUGUUAAAAGGUGAAUGGGUACACAUGUGGGCCGUAGCAGAGUGGCUGUGAGAUGACUGUAGGAGAGGAGUCACAAAAGAAGUAAUCAGUUGCGCUGGCACGGCAAAAUGGAUGGGGAGCUUAGCUUUCCGUUAUUAAAGACAACGAGACGCACCCUUAGAGAGCAGGUCGAGGAGAUGAAGGAAGUCGCUGGCCGUUUGCUUGACCUCCUGUUCUUUCCAGCAGGCCCGAACUUCAUCAAGCUUCGCUUCUGGCACUACGAUCGCAGAUAUCUUCUGGCAGCGCAAACUGUUCUUAUUUUGUCAAUCCCGGCAAGUGUGCUCGACCCCCAACGUUGUAAGAUUACUAAACACUCUCCGCACGUUGACAAGUCUCGACUGCGGUGCUGAGUCGUUCAGAACCCCAUCUCACCUGACUCUCGGCGCCACCAUCCGCUCUCAAACCAACGUCCCCCACCUUCGCGCGUACAGAAAUUACAAGUCACUUCUCC
Didymella exigua CBS 183.55 is the source of this 870-nucleotide messenger RNA. RefSeq lists its product as uncharacterized. The transcript has a single exon. The record is from RefSeq and is a predicted model, not a curated record. NCBI's taxonomy places the organism in Eukaryota, Fungi, Ascomycota, Dothideomycetes, Pleosporales, Didymellaceae. Bases 488 to 769 code for a protein of 93 amino acids.